Messenger RNA from Schistosoma guineensis, 3557 nucleotides. Lineage: Eukaryota; Metazoa; Platyhelminthes; Trematoda; Strigeidida; Schistosomatidae. The record is from the annotation of a GenBank genome assembly.
ACUUUAUACUAAGUCUGGGCGGCAGCCAUUUUGGUUUAUCCUUGCUUUUGAUUGCUCGACCUGUGUUGAUUGGAAUUGUGCAUUUUGGUUGUGAAUUGAAGCACUCUUCCAGAAUUGAAAACACUCUGUGUUAUAGAGCGACCAAUUAUUACCUUUUAAACGAAUCUGUACGUGAUCUAUCCAGACAGGAUAGAAUAACAGUUAUUUGUGGUGAUUGUUUAGAUUUGAUCAAUUGAACAAUUAUUGGUUGGAUAGCUGAGUGGUUAUAUUUGUUUAGAACCGUCAUCUCACCCAAUUACUUUGUUUUGGUUUCAAUCGGGCGAGGGCGCGUAUCUAACUCAUCCAGACAGCUGUCCUUCACUCCAAACCGUAGUUUGGAUCUUACAGUUCUAAACAAAUAAUUUGGUCGAAUUCGUUGGUUUUCGUUUCGCUGAUUUCAAUCAUUGUCUCUGGGAAUAUUUGGUCGUUCGCUUGCGAUGUCAAACGAUCGUCGAAAGAACUUAAGUCCAAGGCUCGUGGAAGCUAAAAGAGAUGAACAAAAGGAUGGAUCCCCUGAAUCAAGGCAAGUGCCUUAUGGUGCUUCUAUGUGUCAUGGUUCAUAUUCUAAUAGGGACGGUUGUAAUUAUAGUGAAUCUAGUUGUGAUAUAAUGGCAGAUGGAAUAGAAAACCUUAGUUUAGACGUAAAGCAAGCGAAAAGCGCGAUGCCUAUGGCACCUUUCGUAGGUCUAGAGUUACCAAAGGUUGAGUUAAGUUAUUUCGACGGUCAACCUAGAGGUUAUUGGAGGUUUUUAAGGGAGUUUGAGACCUAUGUGGAAUCAAAGGUCAAGGAUGAUGAUCAACGCUUGCUUUAUUUGAUACAUUAUUGUAAGGGUAAAGCGAAAACAGCCAUUGAGGGUUGUAUUAUGUUGGAAGCCUCUUCUGGUUACAAGAAGGCCAAAGAGAUUCUAAAACGGUUAUUCGGACAGGCGCAUGUAAUCGCUCGAGAGACACUAGAAGACUUAUUCAAUGCCGUGAAUUUUGAUUAUACCGACGGAGAGCAACUAUCAAACUUGGCUAUUAAAAUGGAAAACUGUGCUAUGAUCUUGGAACAGAUGAAUUAUGUCUCUGAUCUAAAUUCCUUAGUUACCUUGGAAAGAAUAGUGAGACUCUUGCCUCAGCCUAUGCAAACCCGGUGGGCGAACUGGGUGGAUGAAUUGACUGAAGAUAACAGGGAACCGACCUUUGGCGAGCUCACUCAGUUUAUCGCAUCGCGUGCGAGAGUGGCUUGUAGUAGAUUUGGACGGUUAGCAAAUCGUUCAAGAAAAGGACAUAACGUAAAGACGAACUGUCACGUGCAAUCGGAGCAAGGGAAUAGUUCGACAACGAAAACUAAAUGCAGUAUGUGUUCCUACGACCAUGCUAUUGAUAAAUGUCCCCAGUUCUUAGCGCUUACAGUUCAAGACCGAUGGUCUCACGCUAAAAGCAAGGGUAUCUGUUUCGUCUGUCUUAGACAAGGACAUAGAGUUACUGAAUGUAAGCUGACAAAGCGUUGUAACGUUAAUGGUUGCGAAAAGAAACAUCAUUCUUUGUUGCACAGCGAAAGUGAUAAACCUGGUAUCUCGAUUUGCUGCGGAUAUACUAAAUCACUAAUCAGUCAAGUGUGUUUAGGCAUGAUUCCCGUACGGUUGAAAUCGCGUAGAGCCGAGAUUGUGGGUUAUGCUCUCUUGGACAACGGUUCUGAUGUGACACUGAUAAAAUCAAACUGUUUGAGGUCUCUCGGGCUGAGCGAAGACCAAGCAUCAGUGGUAGUUGAGACUGUGGGCGGUAAUAGAACAAUGAAGGUCACGAGUGCGUCUUUUGAGGUAUAUUCUUUAGAUCGAUCUGAACAUGUUACGAUUGAAGGAGCUCUGAUUGUAGCAAGUAUACCAGGUCAUAAGCCAACAAAGUCAGCAAUGAACAACCUAGUUAAGUGGCCGCAUUUAAGUGAUGUGCCAAUAGAUAGCCUAGACUGUGAAGAAGUUUUACUGUUGAUUGGUUGCGACGUACCAGAAGCACAUUGGGUGUUAGACCAACGGUUGGGUGGAAGGAAGAACCCGUACGCUGUGAAAACGUUGCUGGGGUGGACGGUUUUCGGACCUGCGUCAUGCCCGUAAUAUAGGAGAAGUGUUGUUAACCAUACCAGUAAGGUACAGACAUUAGAGAACGAAAUACGUGAGCUUUAUGAUGUAGAGUUUUCAGAUGCUUAUUCAAGUGAUAAAUCAUUAUCAGUAGACGACAAGGCGGCUAUAAAGAUUGUGGAAGGGGGCACGCGCUUCGACAACGGUCAUUUUGUAGUUUCUAUACCGUGGAAAAAGAAUCCAAAUAUGAAAGUGGAUAAUUAUGAAGUAGCAAACCGUAGAUUACAAAGUUUGAAGGGUAUGUUGUCGAAGGAUGCCAGUCUGCACAUCAGGUAUAUCAACAGUAUUGAGAGUAAAUUUACUUAGACUUAUGCGGAGAGGGUCCUUGAAAUAUAUUUGCAGCCUAAUUAUCGCCCUCGAGGGUAUUUACCUUAUCAUGCAGUGUUAAACAUGAAGAAACCAGAAGAACUUAGAGUGGUCCUUGAUUGUGCCGCCGAGUUUGCAGGGGUUUCCAUGAAUGAUAUGAUUUAUCAAGAACACGAUACCACUGCUGAGUUAAUGUGCAUAUUAUUAAGUUUUUGCAAGGAGACAGUUGCAAUCCCUGCAGAUGUUGAAGAAAUGUUGAUGCAAGUGAAGUUCCCUAAGUCUGGUCGAGGAGCUUCAAGAUUUCUGUGGUGGCAGGAGGGGGAUAUGUCGAAGGAACCAUCUGAGUUUCAAAUGACAACUCAUGCAUUUGGUGCCACAUCAUCGCCGUUUCGUGCGAACUUUGCCUUCAAUAAGACCGCACAAAUAUUCUCUGACGAUAGUGAGUUUAGAAAAACUGCUGUGGUUAACUUGAAUAGUAUAAAGUACAACAUGUCACCUAUUCUCUCUUAUUACUCCGAGUGGUUGAAAUUAGUCAGGGCCAUAGCCUGGCUUAGAAGGUUCAUAGAAUUCCUGAUGGUACUUCGUUCCCCGAGUCAUGAAGGAUCCGUUCAUUUAGGAUGUUUAAAGGUCAAAGAGCUUGACAUCGCCAAGCGUAAAAUUUUAUUGAUGGUUCAGAAAGAAGUGUAUGGAGAAAUACUUAGUGGAUUUAAAAACAAUGGUAAGUUAGUUAGUCACAAUGAUCUGAAAGGCUUAUCACCGAUAAUGCUUGAUGGGUUACUCUGCGUUGGAGGUCGACAAAGAUACUCAGAUUUCCCAAAUACUUUUAAACAUCCAGUAAUUUUACCCAGUCGACACUUAGUGACGGAAAUGAUAAUUAGACAUUGUCCUAAAGAACAAGGACACAUAAGAAGAUCAUUAGAAAAAGGGUAUGGAUAUGUGUUUACUUGUUUGCAAACAUGGGCAGUACAUAUUGAAAUGAUGUGUAGUUUGAUUACUGAUUCAUUUAUAAUGGCCUUAUUACGUUGUAUUGGAAGAAGAAGAAGAAGAAGAAGAAGAAGGAAACCUCCGGAGAUUUACAGUGACAUUGCGUCAAGC